Paraglomus brasilianum is the source of this 2172-nucleotide messenger RNA. The record is from the annotation of a GenBank genome assembly. NCBI's taxonomy places the organism in Eukaryota, Fungi, Glomeromycota, Glomeromycetes, Paraglomerales, Paraglomeraceae.
AUGGAUGAUGACGGUGAAGACAAUACGGCCUAUGUAGUUGGCCAACAGUUGACGAGAGUGCUCACCAUCAUCGUUAUUAGUGGAGCGUUAUUAUCUUUGUUUGGAGGUAUAAUAAUCGUAUGUCUGCGUAGUCGAGAGUCACGUCGUUACAGAACGAGAACAGUAGAACUGGAAAGAACAUCUAAUAAAUCCCAACUAUUGUCAAGAGAGAAGCUUGAUGCGUUCCCUGUCAUUGUAUUUAAAGUUGAGAAUAAAGUAGUACAAAGUGUGGCGAUAGAAAAUGGAGAAAACGAGAAGAAUUGUACAAUACCCACUGCAAACCAUGAACAGUCUGGACCGUCCUCAGAAACACGUGAUGUGUCAGAAGAAAAGCAAGCAAGAGAGGAAGAGUUGACAAGUUGUAUCAAAGAUGAAAAAAAUGACAAUGAUGAAGGGGACUUUCAAGAUGGGGAUGAAUUACGACGGCUUCCCUGUUUCCAUCAAUAUCACAUCAAAUGCAUUGAUCCCUGGUUAAUGCAAAAGUCUUCUGCAUGUCCAAUGUGUAAACACGAUUGUAACAAAAAUUUUAUACCUUUCAAGAAAAACGUCGGGUCGAGUGUAAUUAGCGAUAGCGAUACUGGUAACAGCCCAAUAUCAACAACCUCGGCUAUUUUCUCGUUCUUCACAAGAACGACAUCAUCAUCCACUGCUGCGACACGACGGCACGAUACUGAUAGCACGGUGUCGCAAGAAGGCAACGAAUCGCGCGAUCCUCCUGAAGUUGUUAUUGAUAAAAUGCGAGGCGUUUCUUCUGAUGCUGGUGAUGAAAGUAACAACGGUGAAGAAGUAGAACUGAGAAAUAUUACUGAUCUUGUCUCAUGGGCCAUGAAAUGCUACGAUUGUUAUGGGAAUGUCUGGGAAGUGUAUACUGAAUUAUCCCGCGAUAUAUGGAUUUCAAGAGGUGAUUUGAUGAUAGAUGUGAUGCUGAGUGACAAAUAUAAGCUGAGAUUUCCGACAGCAAAUUACGCUUAUAUGAAAUUGGGUCCAGGGGAUAAAGGAAUAGGAUUCAACAACCAUUUAGACAAUUGGAAAAUGACACGAGACGUUGUUGAUAAUGCAAUGAACAGUAAGGGCUUCUUGGAUGAAGUUGUUAAAUGGACUGAAGAGUAUUACAGGAUCAUCGAAAAGGAGAGGGGAGGAGCAGUCGAUGGAAUGCACGAUUAUAAACAAUUAGUCGAAAGAGUAGCAGUGAAAAUAUUCACUGGGGAUCAUCUAAUUGAGUCUGAUCAAAUGUUGUAUGAUUUGGAUCGUUGGAUAAAUGAAGGAGGCUACAUUACGAAUAUAAAAGAUAUCAUAAUUGAAUUGUGGCAGUCCUUAACAAAUGGAAACCUUAAUCAACAAACUUACGAGGGUUUGCCUUCUAUGCAUAGUCUUGCUCAAAAAGUUCUCAGUCGUUGGGAUGCCAUUAAAUCUUGUCCGGCUGAACAGCUGGCCAGUAACGAUUUAUUAACAAAAUUACGCGUGGCAAAUACAGCGCUAGAUCGGGAUAAGAAGAGCACAACGAACCAUGUUGAAAGACCAUUCUCACCUAGUGAAAUUACGACUAUUCUUACUGAAAUGCUAAUUGGGGGAAUAUACAAGACUCUUCCCGUUCUAAAAAAUCUUGUAGCUACACUCGAAAAAAACCCAUCCCUUCUCACUCCUUUGACCGAAGAACUAACCGCAACUUUUGGUAAUACUCUUCCUACGAAUCUAACAACGGCUUCUCUAUCCUCUCUACCUUAUUGCGAUGCAUUAAUCUCCGAAACAAUACGGCUGAACGCGCCAGUACCGAUUAUUACUCGUACAGCCGCACAGCCAGUAAAUCUAAGGGCAAAGGCUUGGCCAACAGGAACUACGGUUAAACUGGUUGUAAAUGGUUUAUCAAUGAAUCGGAGGAGCUGGAGAAAUCCUGAAAAGUUUAACCCAGAGAGAUUCCUGGAACUCAAAAAUGCGGCGGAAAGAAACCGAAAAGAAGUUAUGUCAUUUGGGAAUGGCCCGAGAGCGUGUCCAGGCAGGGAAAUGAUCAUGUGUUUAUUGAAGACUUUUCUUGUUUUGAAGUUUUGGGAUAGUAAUAAUAAAAUUGUCGAGGGUGUCCGAGAUGUGAAAGGCGUGCGAGAUGUUGAUGUAUUAAACUUUUCUCGGCUUUACUGA